Molecule: messenger RNA, 1720 nt
Organism: Oryzias melastigma (Indian medaka)
Lineage: Eukaryota; Metazoa; Chordata; Actinopteri; Beloniformes; Adrianichthyidae
Gene: aif1l
Product: allograft inflammatory factor 1-like
Exons: 6
Coding region: 168-614 (148 amino acids)
Biological process (GO): actin filament bundle assembly; ruffle assembly
Cellular component (GO): ruffle membrane; actin filament
Molecular function (GO): actin filament binding; calcium ion binding
Source: RefSeq, a predicted model, not a curated record
CGCUUGGUGAGCUCGUGCAUUUUGUCGACUGGCCCAUUUUCAAUCUUUAAAUAGGGAGUAAUUCCUCGGUGGACCGUCUCUGUCGCUUUCUGCCCUGCAUUUUGUGUCGUUCGUUUAUUUUUAUUUUAUUUUUUUCCCUGGAAUAAAUUCCACAGAUAAAUCUCGGGAUGCCUUCACACGCAAAUGCUCAAGGUGGGAAAGCUUUCGGGUUGCUGAAGGAGCAGCAAAGGCAAAAACUGGAAGAAAUAAAUAAGGAAUACAUGGAAGACCAGAAAUACAGGGAUGAAGAUGAUCUGCCAGAGAAACUAGAAGGCUUCAAAAACAAAUAUGCUGAGUUUGACCUGAACGACCAGGGAGAGAUCGAUCUGAUGGGUCUGAAGCGGAUGAUGGAGAAGCUGGGCGCUCCCAAAACCCACUUGGAGUUGAAGAAAAUGAUCCUGGAGGUGACGGGCGGCAGCAGCAACACCAUCAACUACAGAGACUUUGUCAAAAUGAUGUUGGGCAAACGCUCGGCCGUGCUCAAGCUAGUUUUGAUUUUUGAAGACAAAGCCAACAGCACCCCUUGCAAGCCAGACGGGCCCCCUCCAAAGCGGGACAUUGCCAGCUUACCUUAGGUGAGGCUGGAGAGGGCAGCGCACAGGGACCAGCCACGUCGGCAUGGGGCGACUUUAGACGUGUGGGACCAGCCAUCUUGGGAGGGGGGUGUGUGUGUGUCAAAGUGAUGUGUGGAAGGGAUCUGUCGUUUGGGAGUCCACAACUCCCCAAGUACUGUCUUGACUGUGAAUAUUGUUCAUGUUUUUCCUUUUAAAAUGACGAUAGUUGUUUGUGUAACCCGAUAAAUUCUCUUUUUUUUUUACAAACAUGGGUGUGGUUAAAGGGAUAUUUUACGUGUGGCUUUUCUGUUUUGUCGUGCGGGUAAACGCAGCUGCUUUUGGGGGUGUGGCUUCAGAUUAGCUGCCAGUAACAACAGACCCCGCCCACUUCCUCCAGAGCUCUAACACAGAUCUGGACGCGGCGGCCACGUUAUCUUCAGCUCAUAAACAUCUCCAGAUAGGCGCUUUGAAACAUUCACCCAUUCUAGCCGCGGUAAGCAUUAAGAUUGCCUGUAGACCUUUGAGCUUCAGCUCGUCGCCUCAUGAGCAGGACAUUUCUACAUCUAUGAGGUCCAUCUCACUUUGGAAGGAGUGUGAUUUUUAACGGAACACAAGCAGAACAAAUGUAAAUAAUAGGCUUCACUACAAAAACAAUCAUAUUCUUUCCAAGUGCCUCAACAUGCAGAUACUGUAGAGCUUCAAUGCAGUGAAGGAGGAUGAGCAGAAGACCUCUUAGCCUAGCAAAUCCAGAAAAACCAUUUAUUAUUAUACAACAUCAGAAAUCUUUUUGUAUUUUUUUUUCAUUAACUAGUUUCUCAAUUUAUCCCCCUUUGAUUUCUUUGUGCAGUUUUUCUGUAAUAUUAAUUUCUGAAGUAUUUAAACCUGUAAAAAUGUUUUGAUUUACUCCAACACUCCACUGUUUGAUCAGUCACUAUUUUUGUUUGUUCUUUGAUUCUGUAAAGUGUGCCUCUGUAUUUAUCUAAAAACUUCCCCGUGUCUCAUAAAAUUCUGUGAUUUUUGGUUCUUGUACACAUAACAUGUUUUACUCUGUGGGUAACAAAUGUGUCCCAUAUUUUAGUGUCCUCGUUUUGCACACACCAAAGGAAUUAAAGUACUUCUCACAAGUG